Molecule: messenger RNA, 1330 nt
Organism: Ilex paraguariensis (yerba mate)
Lineage: Eukaryota; Viridiplantae; Streptophyta; Magnoliopsida; Aquifoliales; Aquifoliaceae
Source: the annotation of a GenBank genome assembly
AAGUCUCAGCGUUCCUCUCUUGAUGCGUUGUGACUUGUGAGUUUUAAAUCAGCAAUUUCUUUAGUUCGGUAUUAUUAAAAAAUUUAAAUUCGCGACGAUUAUUGAAUCCACGAGUCCAACCGCGGAUACUGGACAUUAAGCCAACCGCUAAUCGAGUGCUCCCAAAUUUGGGGAGGUCUCCCAAUUUUGGCGGUUCCUCUCUCUCUCUUCGUUGCUUUCCAUUCCAUUUUCCACGAAAAUUGUGUGUGGUAUAUAUGUACAUAUGCACACAGAUAUAUAUGUAUGUAGAGAAAUAUUUGAAUUGUUUUUGGAGCCGAUGAUUCUGAGCUUUGCGACGUGAUCAGAGAUGGCGGAGGGAACUUACGUGAAGCUGACCAAGGAAGAAGAGGCAUUACAGAACGUCACGCCUGGAGAGCUCAACCAGGCCAUUGAUGUUGAACGACUGACUGCUAGUAGAUGCAUGGAAUGUGGGCAAACUUUACCUCCAAACUACCAGCCCCCUGCUGAUGAAGAUUGGACAACUGGGAUUUUUGGUUGUGCUGAAGAUACUGACAGUUGCUUGACUGGACUGUUUUGCCCAUGUGUAUUGUUUGGACGAAAUGUUGAAAGCUUGCAAGAAGAUAUCUCUAGGACCAGUGCAGGCAUUUGUCAUGUGGUAUGUGUUGAAGGUGGCAUGACUCUUGCUGCACUCACAUCAAUUUUCUAUGGCGUUGAUCCAAAUACUGCAAGUAACAUAUGCCAGGGUCUAUGCUUUGCUUGGUGGAUAUGUGGUAUCUACACAGGCAUGACUCGGCAAUCAUUGCAGAAAAAAUAUCAUCUCAAGGAUUCACCCUGCGACCCGUGUAUGGUGCAUUGCUUGUUGCAUUGGUGUGCCCUAUGUCAAGAGCACAGAGAGAUGAAGAAUCAUCUAUCUGAUAAUGCUGUCUUGCCAACAACCAUUGUUAACCCUCCUGCAGUUCAGGAGAUGAGGGCCGGUAUGAAUCAAGAGAAUCAAUCUUCAUCUGGAGAAGGUACCGGAAGCAGUAACUUGGAGAUUCAGCCUUUGUAGGAUCAUCCCUCUGUUUUCUGCCGAGGCAAAUAGUGAACUUUUAGUUGUCUACUGUAUUAGAGGAAAAAUCUGCACUUGUCAGGCUCAAUUUUGAAAUAAUAGGCCCAAUUUUCAUCAGUCAAGCUCGUUUAAAAUGCAAAAUGAACCGAGUUUGAUUAGAUUUUUUAGCCAGUUUGUAUAAACGAGUAUCCAAACAAUAUGUUGCUCGGUUCAAGUAGGGUGAUAUUUGUGAAUGGUUUUGACUUUAUUACCCAAAAAAAAAAAAAAACUCAUCUAAAGAAU